Messenger RNA from Symbiodinium natans, 1368 nucleotides. The record is from the annotation of a GenBank genome assembly. Lineage: Eukaryota; Dinophyceae; Suessiales; Symbiodiniaceae.
AUGACCAUCUGCUCGCCCAUCGACUAUGCAGUGCUACCCGGCAGUGUGCCAGUUGCUCAGAGGUACUUCCUGGUCCACCUCCGCCCCGGCUUCAUGCGCUCCGAGGCUGUAUUGGAGCCCACUGGAGAGACUCCCUCGUCACUUUUGUUCCGGCGCUUAAGGGCGGAUGACGAGGCUGCAGAGGAUGAGGCGCUAAAGAAUGAGACCAUGCAAAAAUCAGACCCCUUCUUUGCGGACGACAGCCUGGAUCGGUCUGCGUGCUUGACAGAGCUGGUGCACAGGAGAACUUUCCAGAACACGCAGCGGAUGCUGCUGCACAGACCAUCGGCAGUCGCUAUGGACCCGACGGUGAACGUGCUGCGGAGGCUCCACCGUGGCUUGGAGUGGCACCUCGGAGCGAACACGCAGGAUGUUCCUGGUUCCAUGCGCUUCGACUUGGUCGUCAGCGAGGGAAAAUCCCUGCAGCAGCGAUAUGCCCAGUGCCUGCAGCCCAGCCUCGGCUUCCCGGAGUUCUUUGACGGGGCUUUGCACCUGAACGAGAAUGACAUCGGCUCACGGAUCGAGCUGUUCUUGAGCUUGAACCUGGAAGAGGAGUCUGAAAGGUCACCCAUGAAGAUCGGGGAGUGGAAGGCAGGAGAAGAGCGCCACAGCUUGGCUAGGUCGCUCGCCCUCAUGAUGGACCGCUCUCCUGACGAAAAUCUAGCGAUCAAGGCCAGUGAGGAAGUUUCCCAAGGGCGAGGGGCAGCCCAUUCUGGCCAAGAUGUCGGGCCCAGUCGCAACACCCGCAUGGCACAAUGGCUCGACUACAGGGUCCGUGUCACCAUCUCCGACGCCCGCAUGCUGGUUGGCACUUUUAUGGCUUUCGACAAGUACAUGAACGUAGUCCUUGCAGACUGUGAAGAAUUUCGGAAGAUCAAGUCAAAGGGAAGAAAGGACGAUGAGAAAGAGGUCAAGCGCACUCUUGGUUUUGUAGUUCUUCGAGGCGAGACAAUUGUGUCGCUGAUGGCAGAGGCACCACCUCCUUCGGGUCCCAAGAAGCCGGACAUCCAACCGGGACCUGGCCGUGGACAGGUGGCCGGGCGUGGAAUGCCCGCCGCGCCUAGGCCUCUGAGCUCAGCUCCAGCUGGCCUUGCGGGACCAGUCCGUGGCGUUGGCGGUCCUGCGGCGAUCCAGAUGCAGCCGAAAGCCGGAGCAGCUCUGCCCGCUCCUGGCGGAGCCCCGCCCGGAAUGCCUCCUGGGUUCCCUGCCAGGCCACCUGGAAUGCCGGGAAUGGUCCCACCUGGAAUGCCUGGGAUGCCUCCGGGUAUGCCUCCUCCCGGCAUGCCAGGCAUGGGUCGCGGUAUGCCAGGCAUGGGCCGGGGCGCGUGA